UCGCUAUUUAUAAACUUUUUUGGGAGUUUAUUUUUAACUUCAGCAGUGGUCGGUCGGUGUUUCCGGUGAAACCGGAAGUGCCUUUCUCCGCAGCAGGUGAACUCACUUGAGGAGUUUCAAAGUUCGUAAAUGUGAUUUGUAGUGCUUUCCUGCCUGAGUUGAGCGUCUAGCAAUGGCCGGUCCCGAGCUGCUGCUGGAUUCCAGCAUACGCAUGUGGGUGGUCCUGCCCAUCGUCUAUAUCACUUUCUUCGUGGGCGUCCUCCGUCACUACGUCACCCAGCUUCUCCACAGCGACAAGAAGGUGGACCUGGAGCAGGUGUCCGACAGUCAGGUACUCCUGCGCAGCCGCAUCCUCAGAGAGAAUGGAAAGUACAUUCCUAAGCAGUCCUUCGCCAUGAGGAAACACUAUUUCAACAACGCAGAGACCGGCUUCUUUAAGACAGUCAAGAGGAAAGUCGUCCCCAAGAACCCCAUGACAGACUCCAGCAUGCUGACAGACAUGAUGAAGGGGAACCUGACCAACGUCCUGCCCAUGAUUGUGAUUGGUGGAUGGAUCAACUGGGCCUUCUCUGGGUUCGUCAUAACAAAGGUCCCGUUUCCUCUGACUCUGAGGUUCAAGCCGAUGCUGCAGAGAGGGAUCGACCUGCUGUCUCUUGAUGCUUCCUGGGUGAGCUCGGCGUCCUGGUACUUCCUGAACGUGUUUGGGCUGAGGAGCAUGUACAGUCUCAUCCUGGGCCAGGACAACGCUGCUGACCAGUCCCGGAUCAUGCAGGACCAGAUGACAGGAGCCGCCAUGGCGAUGCCCCCCGACCCCAACAAGGCCUUUAAGAGCGAGUGGGAGGCGCUGGAGAUUGUGGAGCACAAGUGGGCGCUGGAGAACGUGGAGGACGAGCUGAUGUCCAGAGAUCUCAACUUUGGGAACCUGUUCAGUGGUGACAUGAAGAUCUGACAGGACAAACAGGCAGCUGUGCUGGAUUCAGCUGAGACGGCGCCCUCCUGUGGGGGCUAGUGGAAACAGCAUAAAGCGUCGGCUGCAAGGAUGGCGGCUGACGCGCCUGCAGCUCUGCAUGGAGAAGGAGAACAGACUGUCUGGUGGUGAUAUUAGUCCUUUAAUUUAUAUCAAAAGACUGAAAAUACAAUAAAAUAUUUUCCUCUGAUAUUUGACGGGAAGACCAAAGAAAUAAGUGAAGCUUCCCUGCUGCUCCCCCAGGAAUGAUCCUGUCAAUACAUUACUUACAAUAGAAAAAUACUGUACAGAGCUGUUUAAAACAGAGGAGCUCGCUCAGACCACAAAGGAACUCCGCUGGCUUCCGUCUCAAUACAAAUGUUCUGUAUAAAUAAGAUCAACAUCCUGCACCAGCUGAUUAACAAAAAUCACAUUGUGUGGUCUCUAGAAUUAUUUAAAAAUAAAUAUCAGAAAACAACCAAAAUAUAUAAACAGACUGAUUUCAAUCCCUGCUGUCUGUAAUUACCCACAACCCCCUGCAUGUCAAAGUGUUUAUCAGUGGAUUAACAUUUGUGUGCGCUCUCACAGAAUGAGUUCCAACUAAAGCGGACAUUUUUUUUAGGUGAUUAAAGCAAGCAGAAGAUCAGACGGAUGUGAGGUCAAAUCAAAGAGGAGUGAACCCAGAUUCAGUUCUCAUUUCCGGUUUGAAACUAGCCAAUCGCAGCUUUGGAGAGUGACAUUCAAGAGAGAAAAAAAAAAAAAA
This is a messenger RNA of Oryzias melastigma (Indian medaka), 1709 nucleotides long. Its product is annotated as TMCO1/EMC3 family protein. Gene Ontology annotation, cellular component: EMC complex; membrane. NCBI's taxonomy places the organism in Eukaryota, Metazoa, Chordata, Actinopteri, Beloniformes, Adrianichthyidae. Gene Ontology annotation, biological process: protein folding in endoplasmic reticulum. The coding region runs from base 173 to 949 and encodes 258 amino acids. The record is from RefSeq and is a predicted model, not a curated record. The transcript has 9 exons.